AUGGCCUACAUGCUGGUUUACUACAGGGAUGUUUCCGUGUCGUUUGUCUGGGAGUCACAGCCAGGAACUCUCAAGCACAGAUUCGCCGACGACGGCGCCGCGCUCUGCCCUCCGCUCACUCCUCCUCUCUCUUACUACUGCAAUUCCAAAAUGACGGCGCCCGGUGCUCCGGCCAUGGAAAAAAAGGUGCUAUCGGGAUCCAUCCUUCUACGAGCUUUGCUCACCAAGGUGAGUCUCCAGAGAACCAAAUCAGCCGUCGCUGCGCCGUCACUCUCCCUCUCGCCGUCUUUCUCCUCGUUCUCCGCCACGCUCACGCCUUCCAUAAGGGCAUGGAAUACCUAA
This is a messenger RNA of Ipomoea nil (Japanese morning glory), 342 nucleotides long. RefSeq lists its product as uncharacterized. NCBI's taxonomy places the organism in Eukaryota, Viridiplantae, Streptophyta, Magnoliopsida, Solanales, Convolvulaceae. The transcript has 2 exons. The coding region runs from base 1 to 342 and encodes 113 amino acids. The record is from RefSeq and is a predicted model, not a curated record.